This is a messenger RNA of Onychostoma macrolepis, 3766 nucleotides long. Its product is annotated as protein NLRC3-like. NCBI's taxonomy places the organism in Eukaryota, Metazoa, Chordata, Actinopteri, Cypriniformes, Cyprinidae. The transcript has 7 exons. The coding region runs from base 94 to 3024 and encodes 976 amino acids. The record is from RefSeq and is a predicted model, not a curated record. Gene Ontology annotation, molecular function: protein binding.
GUUUGAUCACAGUUGUGACGUGUCCUCACAUGCUUCUUAAAACAUCUUACCUUCACUUGCUCUUUCAGUGGUUCUUAUGUUGUCAGUGAAAAGAUGGAUGAUCUGAUCCAGGACCAGUCCAGAUGUGGAGCUUGUGAGCAGGUUCUAAGAGAUCCGGUCUCUAUCACGUGUGGACACUUUUUCUGCAGACAGUGCAUCAGUUUCUACUGGGAUCAGUCAAGACUAGCAGAGGACUUUGACUGUCCUCUGUGCAGAAAGAGAUCUAGAACACGUGUUGUUCUACAGAUGGACAGAGUCUGUUACACACCAGCAGCCCUGCAGGUGGAGACUGGAGACCUGAAAAGAGUCAAAGAAAAGCAUAAAACCAGCAUGAAGAACAAGUAUGAGAGUUUAUUUGAGGGAAUCAAGCUCCAAGAGAAUGAAACCCUCCUGAACAGGAUCUACACACAGCUUUACAUCAUAGAAGGAGAGAGUGAUGGGGUGAAUGAAGAACAUGAGGUUUUACAGAUGGAGAAAACAGCCAGAACACAACUCACACAAGACACUUCCAUCUACUGCAAUGACAUCUUUAAAGCCUCACCUGAACCAGAAUGUGAGGAGAAAGACAAACUCAGGGUUGUUCUUACUAAAGGCAUCGCUGGAAUCGGAAAAACCAUCUCUGUGCAGAAGUUCAUUCUGGACUGGGCCGAGGGAAAAGCCAAUCAGGAUAUAGAUUUCAUUUUUCUGCUUCCAUUUCGUGAGCUGAACUUGAUUCAAGAUAAUCAAUAUAGUCUUCACAGACUUCUACUGGACUUUCAUCCUGAACUUCAAGAUCUGGGCUCACAGAUUUAUGAAGAGUGUAAAGUUGUGUUCAUCUUUGAUGGUCUGGAUGAAAGCAGAAUCACACUGAUGUUUUCAGAUGAUCAGAAAGUUUGUGAUGUGACAGAGACUUCAUCAGUGGGUGCGUUGAUGUCAAACCUCAUGAAAGGAGAGCUGCUUGCCUCUGCUCUCAUCUGGAUCACUUCCAGACCAGCAGCAGCCAAUCAGAUCCCUUCCAAAUACAUCAACCGUCUGACAGAAAUUCAGGGAUUCAAUGAGUCUCAGAGGGAGGAAUAUUUCAGGAAGAGAAUCAGUGACCAACAUCAAGCCAGCAGAAUCAUCUCACACAUCAGAAGAGCAAGAAGCCUCCACAUCAUGUGCCACAUCCCUGUCUUCUGCUGGAUCUCAUCAACUGUGCUUCAGAAGCUCCUGAAGGAAGAUCUGAGUGCAGAAAUCCCUCAAACUCUGACUGAAAUGUACAUCCACUUUCUGCUGAUUCAGAUCAACAUGAGGAAUCAGAAGUAUGAAGAGAGAGAUCCAGAGAAACUCCUGCAGUCCAACAGAGAAGUGAUUGUAAAACUUGCUGAAGUGGCUUUCAAACAGCUGAUGAAGGGCAAUGUGAUGUUCUAUGAGGAGGACCUGAUUGAGAGCGGCAUAGAUGUCACUGACGCCUCAGUGUAUUCUGGGAUUUGCACUGAGAUCUUCAAGGAGGAAUCUGUGAUUCAUCAGAGGAAAGUCUACAGCUUCAUUCAUCUGAGCAUUCAAGAGUUUUUCGCUGCUUUUCAUGUGUUUUACUGCUAUUUACGCAGUACAACAGAGACCCUUAUGGUUUUUGAUUCAAUGCAUAAUCUUCAUCAAGGAGCAAUAGAUAAAGCAACUGAGAGUGAGAAUGGACAUCUGGAUUUGUUCCUGCGGUUCCUGCUGGGCAUCUCAUUGGAGUCCAAUCAGAAACUCUUACAGGAUCUAUUGACACACACAGAGAACAGCUCAGAGAACAUCAGGAGAACUUCACAGUACAUUAAAGAGAAGAUCAAUGAUGGACAUGGACUCUCCACUGAAAGAUCCAUCAAUCUGUUCCUCUGCCUGCUGGAAGUGAAAGAUCAGAGUUUGUCCAGAGAAAUUCAGGAGUUUGUGAAAUCAGACAAACACUCAGAGAAGAAGCUCUCUCCUGCUCAAUGCUCAACGAUCGCCUACAUGCUUCAGAUGUCAGAGGAGGCGCUGGAUGAGUUUGAUCUGAAUAGAUACAACACAUCAGAUGAGGGUAGAAGAAGACUGAUACCAGCUGUGAUCAACUGCACAAAAGCUUUACUCGCUGGCUGUAAUCUUACUGAUCAGUGUUGUGAGAAUCUAUCAUCAGCUCUACAAUCCUCAAACUCUGUCCUAAAAGAACUGGACCUGACUAACAAUGACCUGCAGGACUCUGGUGUGAAGCUUCUCUGUGAUGGAUUGAAGAAUCCAAACUGUCAGCUAGAAAUAUUAAGGUUGUCUGGCUGUAUGGUGACAGAGGAAGGCUGUGGUUUUGUGUCUUCAGCUCUGAGUUCAAACCCUUCACACCUGAGAGAGCUGGAUCUGAGCUACAAUCACCCAGGACAAUCAGGAGUCCAGCAACUCAGUGACAAACUGAACGAUCCAAACUGCUCACUGCAGAUACUCAAUGUGGAUCAUGGAGGAGAUUUUAGGAUUAGAGCAGGACUGCAAAAAUAUGCCUGUAGUCUCACACUAGAUCCAAACACAGUAAACACCCAUCUAAUUCUGUCUGAGGGAAACAGAAAGGCAACUUAUGUGGAAGAGCUGCAGUCAUAUCCUGAUCAUCCAGAGAGAUUUGAGCACCAUCCUCAGGUUCUGUGUGGAGAGGGUCUGACUGGACGCUGUUAUUGGGAGGCUGAAUGGAGCGGGAGAGGGACAGAAAUAUCAGUGACAUACAAAGAUAUCAGCAGGAAAGGAGGAAGUGACUGCAGGUUUGGAUUCAAUCAAAAGUCCUGGAAUCUGAGCAGUUUUUAUAAGAGACUCACUGUCUGUCACAAUAAUGACAGCACUGAGAUAUCAACCCCUUCAUGCUCUAAUCGAGUAGGUGUGUAUCUGGACUGGUCUGCUGGUACUCUGUCCUUCUACAGUGUCUCUGACACACACACACUCACUCACAUGCACACAUUCAACACCACAUUCACUGAACUCGUCUAUGCUGGGUUUGGGGUUUAUUAUGGUUCCCCAGUUUCUCUGUGCUAGACUGAACAACACAGUUGGGGUACUUGGACUCUGACAUUUUGGACGGAACAUAAAAUUAUGAAAAAAAGACAUUAUUAAACAUCUCCCACUCAAACUCAUUUGGUUAAUGACUAGGUCUCAACUUGGACUCGACAAGGUGGACUCUGACCCAACCCUAUGUGAACAACUUUAUCUAAGGAGAAACAGAACAACAAAAUGUCACACACAAUGUAUGAUUUUCUUUUUUUUUUAUAUUCUGUUCUUUAAUUAUUAUUAUUAUUUAAUUACUGCUGUAUUCUAUUUUUGCAUCAUCAUCCAGAUGACAUACACUAUAUAAAUAAAACCUGACUGUUACACAAACAGGGUCUUUAAUGACAUUAUAUUCUAAAUACAUAGACAUAUGGAGUUGGUCCCCCUGUCGCAGCUAUAACAGCUUCCACUCUUCUGGGAAGGUUUUCCAAUAAGUUUUUGGAGUUGUUGUGUUAAGUUUUGCCCAUUCAUCCAGUUGGAUGAUAGACGAGAAGGCCUGGCUUGCAAUAUCCUUUCCAGUUUAUCCCAAAGAUGUUGAAUGGGGUUGAGGACAGGACUCACUGGGGCACAGUCAAACUGAUCCCACAAAAUGUCUCAUAAAGCAUUAAGAUUUAUCUUCACUGAAACUAAGGGGCCCAAGCCCAGAAACACCUUUGACAUAUCCAGUAUGUAUUGUUUUUAGUUUAACAUUACUUUUACUGUUUGAAUUUUUUUUUCUACUUUUUUUUUUCUU